GCUUGGUGAGGCAGAAGCUGCUCUGAAACAAAAGGAUAAUGAGCUGAACUCAGUCAAACAGAGAUUGACUGGAAUGGAAGAAAUGAUGACUGGCAGACUCACUGUUUCCAGUUGGACUGAGGACAAAACAAUGGCUGUCCAAUCAGUGUACAAGGAAGCUGCUGGAUUUAAACCGUCUGAUAUAAGUGUGUCUGAGGUUGAGACAUUUUACAAACAGAAAUUGGAUGAAGUGAGUGCUGAUCUAAAACGAAAAGAUAAAGAGUUGAAAUCAUUUAAAGACAGGCUGGCAGUCCAGCUCGCUGCUUCAAGAGAAAAAACAUCCUUCAUGAUGGAAGCAUCCUUUAAAGAGCAGCUUCAUGAGGCCACRGUUGCUCAGAAACAAAAAGACAGAGAGCUAAAGUCAACGAAGGACAGAAUGGCAGCCAUGGCAUAUUCAUUUAAAACUGGAGACACUGAGCGCAUGAACAACCCGGUCAGUAAAACCAGACUGACUGAGAUGUACGACAAAAUGAAACUGCUGCAGUGGCCUAAAGUCAAAGAUCAGCUGAGGUCCAGAAGCGUCCAAUCAAAGGUUGUUCAAGAGAAACACAACGGCACUCCUCUGGAUCAGUGUCAAGGAUCUCAGUACAUUGUUGUUGACUGUGGAGGAGGAACCAUUGACAUCACUGUUCAUGAAGUCCGGGMWGRAGGAGCCUUAAAGGAGCUGCACAAGGCAUCUGGAAACGAUCUGGGAGGACAAACUGUGGACAGAAAGUUYAAAGAGUUCCUCARARAGAUAUUCUCUGAUGGAGUCUGGGAUGAAUAUGAGGAAAAUUAUCCCAGUGAGGUUCAGAAGUUGAUGUAUGAUUUUACUCAUCUCAAACAGUCAGGUGAAGAUGUUCAGUUCACCUGUUCAUUUAAUCUGGGAACACUGGCUCAGAAAACGAAAACCUUAGAGRAGUUCUUUGAGUCAGUGRAAGGUGCCUCCUGGAACAAUGGAUCCAUAARAAUUUCCAAAGAAAAAAUGAAGUAUUUCUUUGAGGAGAGUCUGCAGGGUAUCACCAAGAAUCUUARGGAAAUCCUUAAGAGAGAAUACAGUAUUGAGUACAUUUUGUUAGUUGGGGGUUUUGCUAAUAGCCAKAUUUUGCAUCAGUACAUUACUGAUCAGUUUAGUGACACAUGUAAGAUCCUGUGUCCUUUCAGAGCUCAGGAAGCAAUCAUGAGAGGAGCUGUUGAGUUUGGAAGAAACCCGUUCUGGGUUGCAUCUCGAAAAAGCCCCUACACAUAUGGUGUGGCCCUGUGUGAGYCCUUUGAUGAGCUCMAACAUAAGCCAGAAAAGAAAUUCAUGGUUGGMAAGGAGGAAUGGUGCCGUGAUAGGUUUGUAAAACUGGUGCAGGYAGGUGAAGAUGUCUGSUGGGAUGAGAUUARAGAACACAUCGUUCAUCCAGUAGACAAGUAUCAGACAUGGAUGGCCAUGAGAUUYUACCGCACAGAAAGGCACUUUCCUAAGUAUGUUGAUGACUUGGGAGUUGRGGAAGUUGGUUCAUUUCAUGUUGAAAUGCCUGAYAUUAGUGGAGGUAGAGAGCGCCAGGUGAAGUUAGAAAUCAGGUUCGGCUCCACGGAGAUAACAGCUACAGCCACAGACAUGGCUUCUGGUUCAAAGGGGUCAAUCAAGUUUGACUUUAUUAGGACAGAUGAUCCAAAGACAGAUAAUCCAAGGAGUGUUGAGCCUUCUUUAUAUUGCACUUCAUAUGGAAAAACACUACCAGCAAAGAUUAAUACARAAGAAUAA
Messenger RNA from Poecilia reticulata (guppy), 1771 nucleotides. The record is from RefSeq and is a predicted model, not a curated record. NCBI's taxonomy places the organism in Eukaryota, Metazoa, Chordata, Actinopteri, Cyprinodontiformes, Poeciliidae.